CCCUUUCUGGCGUAGGCUAAAUGUUACGCACUGUCUUCCGUGACACAGGAGUGUCCAUAGCCCGCCCAUAGCCCAUCGAUAGACGUGGCCGUCCUAUGCUGUGCUGCGUUCGCUUCGCUGGCGCAGUGUCCCGUGUGGAGCGAGAGAGGGCGAAGUUUACUUUGCCUGCAUUGCAGCCUGAGCGCUGCUGGAAUCGAACACAACAAUGGCGUCUCCCAGUUCCAACAGCAACUCAACAACCUCCAACAGCAACAUCGCAGGAUCCACCUCGCACCACCAUCACCCGCAAACACAACACAUGACCACCGUCAGCAGCAUGCAAGGUAAGAGCAGAUGGCCUAAUGUCGAUUUUCUACUUGAUCACAGCUAUUUAGCUGUUGAAAAACAUGACUUGGCUAGCCUACCUACCAUUGCCCGGAGAGGCUAAGCUACAUAGCAGAGAUGCAGCUAGCUAUAUGCUGCUAAAUGUAGCGCCUCGGCCAUUUGUUGCAACAUUGUAAUUUUCUACACGGUGUACUCUUACAAUGUUACAACCACUGAAAUGUGAUCGCGCCAUCUGAAAAUGGUUACAUUGUAGUUACGGACGUUCCACUGCAAUUGAGUUUCCAUCAAUCGAUUUUAGUCGAGUUAGUUGCUGCAUGCACAACUAAAGACAGGGCCUAGUACCAUAUUGAGAAAUUUAUGUUUUCCCUUUCACGACAUUUGCAUAGGUAGGCUAUUUACUACUCUAUUGUUAGUAAAUACAUUUUACAUAUAAAUAAUGACAAUUUUAAUUACUUUGUUUCUAUGUAUAUUUUACCUUGGAAACAUUGACACAUGAUUGGCAUUGCAAUGUCAGUGCUAUAUUCUUGAUUAUAAACUGGGCGGUUCGAGCCCUGAAUGCUGAUUGGCUGACAGCCGUGGUAUAUCAGACCAUAUACCACGGGUAUGACAAAACAUUUAUUUUUACUGCUCUAAUGAAGUUGGUAACCAGUUAUAAUAGCAAUAAGGCACCUCAGGGUUUUGUGGUAUAUGGCCAAUAUACCACAGCUAAGGGCUGUAUCCAGGCACUCCGCUUUACGUAGUGCAUAAGAACAGCCCUUAGCCGUGGCAUAUUGGCCAUUUACCACACCCCCUCAUACAUUAUUGCUUAAUUGACACUGUCAUUUAAUGUUGCAAUAUGUGAUCAGUGUUUUAGUGCUAUAAAUGUAGGCCUACUUUCACAAAUGCAAUUGUAGAUUUCUGUAGCAAAUUUUCAGCUUCAAAUCUUUAUUUUAAACAUUUCAGAAACCAACACGUGCUGGAGGUGUCAAAACGAAACAGGUACUAUUGAUUUUUUAAAUAGGAUUUCAGUAGAAUAUUACUAGGUUGUUGUUGAUGCGAUAUUCUGUUAAUCUUAGUGGAAUAUGAUUUACCAUUGUUUCACUCCCUAUUUCCCUUUUUGUUUUUAAUUUCCUCAUUGAAUUCCCCAUUCUGUAUGUUUUCAUUCACUGGUACAGGUUCUAGGUUAGAGAUUUCCCACCAUUCCUUAGCUACUGAAAUAAACAGAUUAUUGUAGCCUAAUAUGAGGCUCAAUAUUUUAGACAGCCAAAUAUUUGGAGGGUAGCAUAAAUACACAUAAAUAACAUAACCAGCUCUCACUUGCCCUUGAAAGCUAGGGUUGCACAGUCAUAGUAGAUUGACGACUUCCAUCCAGAUGACAUAGUGACUAGACAACAGGAAUAUCUAUCUAUCCACCUGUAAAUCACACAGAAUCAAUGUAUUUAUCUUCAACUACAUGCUGCGCCUAUAUUGCACUGUUGCGGAACAGCAACUUUUGCUAAAUUUAACUUGCUAAAUUCAUAAUUACAGAGAACCAGAUUAGCCUGUUUUCGAAACCUAUUGGAAAACACUCACGUUUACAGUAGAAGAGCGCAAAGCCAAAAUGUAGUAAAAUGUCUUUUCUUUACCUUAGGGUUUCAGAUAAGCCUGUCUGGAGUGCCCCAAAGUAAGCAUUAGCAUUCUCUCAGCACAACAACCCUCUCUCUCUGUGGGUGCAUCCCAAUAGUCUGAAGUGUUUCCUCUCCUUGUCUCCUUUCCUCCAUCUGCACUGACUGGACAGUUGAAAGCAAAUAUUUGUUGGGCAUCAACCAAAUCUCUUUCACCUAGUAUGUGUUGUCAGAGCAGUGAAGGAUAGGAUACAAGGUAGGUGGGGGAGGAGACAAGGAGAGGAAGCCACUCUAGACUAUUGAGAUGCAGCAUGUGUGGUUCUCUGGUAGUGGGGGUGGUCUGUCUACUGUUCUCUGUUGACUAAUCUAAUCCAAGGUGGAGCGUUUGUUUGGGUGAGGAUUCAUUUGCACCUGGGCAUAAUGGUUAACGGGACCACUAGUACUGCACUUCUGAUUUGGGCCUGUAGGCCACUACUCUGUAUGUCAAAGAAGACCCCAUGCUCCCAUCUCAUUAUCAUAUAGUUGAGUACUUAACAGUUAUUCUGUUAUGUAUUUCUUGAUGAAAGACCAUGAUAGAAACAUUUUGCACUUAAAGAGUUAACAGAUAUAGACUACGUUAGUAUGGAAUAGAUUGUAUCUUGCUGUCUUGUUUGGACGUCAAAUAAUGUUUUGAGGGUGUUGUUGGGUUUCCUCUUUGACAAGUCUAUUACUAUAGCUACUGCACAAUGAAAACAAACUAUGGAAAUGUCUUAAAUGGAUUCCCAGUGCAUGCAGGUUUGCAUUGCAAUCAAUUCAUGUUGGGUUAAUUUUGUAGUGGUAAUUCAGUAACGACACUGGGGCGUUGUCUGCAUUUCCUGGCAAUUGGGAACCCCUGCAUUUGUGGGCACUUUGCUUGUGUUUAUAAUGCAUCAUACUUGUGUUCUGUCAAUAUCAGGCAAAUCCAAGCCUGAAAGGUAUAGGGGAGACUGUCUCUCUGAGCAUGGAACAAUGACACUAUAAUUACACCAAAAGUAUGUGGACACCUGCAUGGGCAUUAAUAUCAUGGGCAUUAAUAUGGGGUUGGUCCCCCCCUUUGGUGCUAUAACAGCCUCCAGUCUUUUGGUAAGGCUUUCCACUAGAUGUUGGAACAUUGCUGCAGGGUCUUGCUUCGAUUCAGCCAUGAGCAUUAGUGAGGUCGGGCACUGAUGUGGGCCAUUAGGCCUGGCUCAAUGUCGGCGGUCCAAUUCCAAUUCAUCCCAAAGGUGUUUGAUGGGGUUGAGGUCAGGGCUCUGUGCAGGCCAGUCAAGUUCUUACACACCGAUCUCGACAAACCAUUUCUGUAUGAACCUCGCUUUGUGCACGGGGUCAUUGUCAUGCAGAAACAGGAAAAGGCCUUCCUCAAACUGUUGCCACCAAGUUGGAAGCACAGAAUCAUCUAGAAUGUAAUUGUAUGCUGAAGCGUUAAGAUUUCCCUUCACUGGAACUAAGGGGCCUAGCCCGAACCAUGAAAAACAGCCCCAGACCAUUAUUCCUCCUCCACCAAACUUUACAGUUGGCACUAUGCAUUGGGGCAGGUAGUGUUCUCCUGGCAUCCGCCAAACCCAGAUUCAUCUGUCGGACUGCCAGAUGGUGAAGUGUGAUUAAUCUCUCCAGAGAACGUGUUUCCACUUCUCCAGUCCAAUGGCGGCGAGCUUUACACCACUCCAGCCGACGCUUGGCAUUGCGCAUGAUGAUCUUAGGCUUGUGUGCUGCUGCUCGGCCAUGGAAACACAUUUCCUGAAGCUCCCGGCGAACAGUUCUUGUGCUGACGUUGCUUCCAGAGGCAGUUUGGAACUCGUUAGUGAGUGUUGAAACCAAGGACAGAUGAUUUGUACGCGCUACGCACUUCACCACUCCGCUGUGUGCGUGGCUGUGUGCUCGAUUUUAUACAUCUGUCAGCAACGGGUGUGGCUGAAAUGGAUCCUCAGAUCCUCAAAACGUUCUACAGCUGCACCAUCGAGAGCAUCCUGACUGGUUGCAUCACUGCCUGGUAUGGCAACUGCUCAGCCUCCGACCGCAAGGCACUACAGAGGGUAGUGCAUACGACCCAGUACAUCACUGGGGCCAAGCUUCCUGCCGUCCAGGACCUCUAUACCAGGCGAUGUCAGAGGAAGGCCCUAAAAAUUGUCAAAGACUCCAGCCACCCUAGUCAUAGACUGUUCUCUCUGCUACCGCACGGCAAGCGGUACCGGAGCGCCAAGUCUAGGUCCAAAAGGCUUCUUAACAGCUUCUACCCCCCAAGCCGUAAGACUCCUGAACAGCUAAUCAAAUGGCUACCCAGCCUAUUUGCAUCCCCCCCCCCCCCCCUUCUCUUUUACGCUGCUGCUACUCUCUGUUUAUUAUCUAUGCAUAGUGACUUUAACUCUACCUACAUGUACAUAUUACCUCGACUAACCUGUGCCCCCACACAUUGACUCUGUACCGGUACCCCCUGUAUAUGGCCUCGCUACAUUAAUUAUUUUUUACUUAUUUAUUUUUUACUUAACACUUAUUUUUCUUAAAACUGCAUUGUUGGUUAAGGGCUUGUAAGUAAGCAUUACACUGUAAGGUGUACACAUGUUGUAUUCGUUGCAUGUGAAAUAAAAUUAGAUUUGAUUUGAAAUAGCUGAAUCCACAAAUUUGAAGCGGUGUCCACAUACUUUUGGCCAUGUAGUGUAUUUUCCAGUCUCCUGAAACAUCAUUGAUACUUUAAUUUACUGAAUUUCUCACUCAAUUUACGCUGAAACUAAACUUACUCUCAGGGACUUCUCUUACAACCCCAUAUAAUUUUUUCCCGUGUCCCAUCCACCAAUGUAGCAUUACCUGCUCCCCUUGUUUCCUCACCCUAACCAGCAUGUGUUGUGUACAAACAUGUCUGUUUCCCCCUGUCUCUCUGCCAGGUAAACGUAAAGCCCUGAAGCUGAACUUCGCCAACCCUCCAGUGAAGCCAGCUACCAGGUUGCCCCUCAACCCCUCCCCUUCAACUGCCCCCUCCUUCCAGAACCCACACAUGUAAGUACUGUGGAGAGCAGGUCGAAAACACACCCUUAUCCUAGUGCUAAUCUAAUGGUCAGUAAGAGGGCUGUUUCGAAGGGUUGUUGGGUCUUGAUAGUGCUAGUUUAGAACUAAUUGUAAUGUUAGGUUUAUAACAGGUUAUGUAUUUCUGUUUGGCGAUUAUGUUAGCUUUAUUGUUGUAGGGAAACAUAAUCUUCAUACACACUGUAGGGUACUGUUUGUGUGCAGGUAUAAACCAGGUUUUAAAGCACUCUUAUUCUCAGCCCUGAGAAUACAGUAAAAUGUCUGUGCAGGAUGAGUCAGCAUCUUGAGUCUCUUCUUCAGUAUGGUCUGCUCUGCCAAGACGUUAUAUCUUAUUUCUCGUGUUUUUUUUAUUAGUUAUACUUUUUGGAUAUUGAAUACUGCACCGUUGGGUAGGGCUUGCGUGUGAAGCAUUUCACUGUACUUGUGCAUGUGACAAAUAAAACGUGAAACUUGAAUGCCAAGGAGCGAGGUGGAGGCAUCCUCUAAAUAUGAUUAGCGGCUCAGGGACUUGAUACAUUAUUUAUCACUUCCUCAUGUAUGUAUAAUGUAUUCUCCCCUCUCUUCCCCAAACACUCUCCUCUUUAUUCUCUCUCUUCCUCUGUCUCCCCUCUCUGUCCUGCCACCUUCUUCCUCCUCUGUCUCGAUUCCUCUUUUCCCCCUCCUCCCUCUCUCUUACCCCAUCUUCGUCCUUCCCCACAUUUUCCCUCUCUUUUUAUCCUCUCUCUCUUCCUCCACCCUCUCCCUCUCCUCUCCCUCCCGUAAAGAGAGCGUAUGAGGACACACAGUAUCGAGUCGUCGGGGAAGCUGAAGAUUUCUACGGAGAAUGCCUGUGACUUCACGGCCGAGGACCUGAGGGACCUGGGGGAGAUCGGCCGUGGGGCAUACGGCUCCGUCAACAAGAUGCAGCACAAACCCAGCGGACAGAUCAUGGCCGUCAAGGUGACCACACCAGCUGCUCUCAUCCUCACUGACUGAGCCAUUACAGGCUGAAUGCUAACUUUGAUAUACUGUAGUCUACCCACCUCGUAAAUCGCUCUGUCAUGUAAAUAAAUAAUGUAUGGAUGUUUAUGUGUGUGACAGUUUGCUUUAGAUGUGCGCAUCUAAUGAAUAGGAGAGCUUAUAACAUAUUGUCUUGAUUCUUGGUGGAUGUUAGACCUAGUAAUACAACAAUGUUUUGACCAUAAUGGUCUUCAUCAGGUGAUGGCUAGUACGCGCUAUGAACUGAUCUCUCAGCUGUUGGUAGUUUCCCCUAUUUCUGUUGAACAUCUUUUGUUGUUGUCACUGUCCCCCUCAGAGGAUCCGCUCCACGGUGGAUGAGAAGGAGCAGAAGCAGCUGCUGAUGGAUCUAGACGUGGUGAUGAGGAGUAGUGACUGUCUCUAUAUCGUCCAGUUCUACGGAGCUCUCUUCAGAGAGGUGAGACUGUUACAUUAUACACUACAUGGCCAAAAGUAUGUGGACACCUGCUCGUCGAACAUCCCAUUCCAAAAUCAUGGACAUUAAUUUAGAGUUGGUCCCCCCUUUGCUGCUAUAACAGCCUCCACUCUUCUGGGAAGGCUUUCCACUAGAUGCUGGGACAUUGCUGCGGGAACUUGCUUCCAUUCAGCCACGAGCAUUAGUGAGGUCGGGCACUGAUGUUGGGCGAUUAGGCCUGGCUCGCAGUCCGUGUUCCAAUUCAUCCCAAAGGUGUUCGAUGGGGUUGAUGUCAGGGUUCUGUGCAGGGCAUUCAAGUUCUUACACACCGAUCUCGACAAACCAUUUAUGUAUGGACCUCGCUGUGUGCACGAGGGCAUUGUCAUGCUGAAACAGGAAAGGUCCUUCCCCAAACUGUUGCCACCAAGUUGGAAGCACAGAAUCAUCUAGAAUGUCAUUGUAAGCUGUAGCAUUUAAGAUUUCCCUUUACUGGAACUAAGUGUCCUAGCCCGAACCAUGAAAAACAGCCCCAGACCAUUAUUCCUCCUCCACCAAACGUUACAGUUGGCACUAUGCAUUUGGGCAGGUAGCAUUCUCCUGGCAUCCCCCAAACCCAUAUUUGUCCGUCGGACUGCCAGAUGGUGAAGCGUGAUUCAUCACUCCAGAGAACGCAUUUCCACUGCUCCAGAGUCCAAUGGCGGCGAGCUUUACACCACUCCAGCCGACGCUUGGCAUUGCGCAUGAUCAUAGGCUUGUGUGCUGCUGCUCGGCCAUGGAAACCCAUUUCAUGAAGCUCCCGACGAACAGUUCUUGUUCUGACGUUGCUUCCAGAGGCAGUUGGAACUCGGUAGUGAGUGUUGCAACCAAGGACAGACAAGUUUUACACGCUACGUGUUUCAGCACUCGGCGGUCCCGUUCUGUGAGCUUGUGUGGUCUACCACUUGGCGGCUGAGCCGUUGUUGCUCCUAGACGUUUCCACUUCACAAUAACAGCACUUACAAUUGACUGGGGCAGCUUUAGCAGGGCAGAAAUUUGACGAACUGACUUGUUGGAAAGGUGGGCAUCCUAUGACAGUGCCACGUUGAAAGUCACUGAGCUCUUCAGUAUGGGCCAUUCUAGUGCCAGUGUUUGUCUAUGGAGAUUGCAUGGCGGUGUGCUCGAUUUUAUACACCUCUAAGCAACAGGGGUGGCUGAAAUAGCCGAAUCCACUCAUUUGAAGGGGUGUCCCUUCACUACAUACUUUUGGCCAUGUAGUAUAUAUUAGUAGUAGUGACUGUCUCUAUCGUCCAUUUCUACGGAGCUCUCUUAAGAGCAGUUAAAAUAUCUCAUUAGAGAGGUUCAGUUCUGGGGCAGCAGUAAUACUAAAAUUUUGGGUCGGGACUGGACACAUUAUUUUGUUACAAGUAUAUUUCUGUGGCAUACUUGUGAUCAAUAAUGAAAUCUCUUUCUUUUUAGGGCGACUGUUGGAUAUGUAUGGAACUAAUGUCUACCUCAUUCGACAAAUUCUACAAAUAUGUAUAUUGUUCGUUAGAUGACGUCAUUCCAGAGGAAAUAUUAGGCAAAAUUACAUUAGCAGUGAUUUUUAUUUAUUUAUUGUGAUUAUAAUCUGUUUAUAACAUAUUUAUAUGAAUGCAGUUGUUGGUCACAGAUACAGUACAUUGUAACAAUGUUUAUGUUUCUUUGUACAGACCGUUAAAGCACUGAACCACUUAAAAGAAAACUUGAAAAUAAUUCACAGAGGUAAGUCUUGGUUGUCAGAUACAUCUUUUGCAGUUUGGCCAUAUUUGUACGAAUUAUUCUCACAGCUAUGUUUGGUGCAUGAACUCCAAAACCUUCUUUAUGUUUGUGUGCUCCCAGACAUCAAACCUUCCAACAUUCUCAUGGAUCGUAACGGCAACAUCAAGCUGUGUGACUUUGGCAUCAGCGGUCAGCUGGUGGACUCAAUAGCCAAGACCAGAGACGCAGGCUGCAGGCCCUACAUGGCGGUAAGUCUGGUGGAGACGGGUGUCAUGUAAAAAUCUUCCCAGCAUGACGUCACAAUCAGAACGAUUGGGAACUAUUUCAUGCUAGUGAGAUUUGCAGUAAAACUCAAGUUACCCAUGCAUCUCACUACUUAGUAUUUGUUCCAACAAUGUAAAAGCAGUGCCCAUUAUCAUGUAAAACUUCUCCCAGCGUGAAAAUGUUCCCAGUUCAAUAAUUGCACGAGCAUCUCUUUAUGUGGAUGGCAGAGCUCUUGCGGAUGUUUCUCACUCCCUUCCUCGACCUCGAAAAACUGUUCUGUGUGCACACACAUUUGCUUCACACAUCUGCCAGUCAAUAGUGGCCAGGAGUAUUGACACUGACCAAUCAGACACCCAGACUCACGCGUCAAAGUCCUGAGGGUUGGUGUGAGGAGAGAUUUUUUGUGAUUGCAAAGACUUGGGCGUUACGGGAGGGUGUGAGAAACAUCUGCACGAGCUCUGCCAUCCACAUAAAGAGACGCACGUGCAAUUAUUGAACUGGGAACUAUUUCACGCUGGGAAGAUUUUUUACAUGAUAACGGGCACUGCUUUUACAUUGUUGGAACAAAUACUAAGUAGUGAGAUGCAUGGGUAACUUGAGUUUUACUGCAAAUCUCACUAAAAUGUUAGCUAGGAUUCGGUUCCUGAAUUGUCCGGUGCUGUUGGUUAAAUUGUGUUUUUGUUCUCCAGCCGGAGAGGAUAGACCCCAGUGCUUCCAGACAAGGCUACGACGUCCGAUCUGACGUGUGGAGUCUGGGGAUAACCCUGGUAAUUAUCUCAUUCAGUUGAUUCAUACAUUGAUUUGAUGUUGACCAAUGGGACAGGAGAAAAACAACUUUACUAUAUUGCCAAACAUAUGUUAUAACCUGGCUGCACUGUUAUUGAGUAUUACUGUUAUUAAUGACAAUCUAUUAAAGCUGCAAUAUGUAACUUUUUGGGUGACCUGACCAAAUUCACAUAAGUAUGUGUUAUAGAUCUGUCAUUCUCAUUGAAAGCAAGUCUAAGAAGCGGUAGAUCUGUUCUAUGUGCGCUAUUUCUAUGCUUCCCGUUCUUAAAUUCGGUUUUUGCGUAUUUUUCUUUCGGUUUUGUAGACCAGCUUCAAAUAGCUAUGAUUAUGGAAAUGAUAUUUCACAGCAGUUUAGAUGGUACAAUGAUUCUCUUGACUAUACUUGCUUGUUUUUGUCACAAACUGAAACUGUUAUAAUUGUAGGAAACAGGAAAUGGCGGAGCGAUUUCUGCAUAGUGCAUCUUUUAACUAAUUCUAAACCCUUGGUGGUGGCAGUCAAUGAGUAAUACACAUUUUCUUUGUCUAAUGCCCGUCUCUGUGUGUCUUCAGUAUGAGCUUGCCACCGGCAGGUUCCCGUACCCUAAGUGGAAUAGUGUGUUUGACCAGCUGACCCAGGUGGUGAAGGGUGAGCCGCCCCAGCUCUGCAACUCUGAAGACAGGCAGUUCUCCCCCAAGUUCAUCAACUUUGUCAACUUAUGGUGAGUAUGACCUCUGGUGAAAGCAGUCUACCAGUGGAUAUGCUAUUGCACAAUGACUCACUCCUAGAGGCUUUUUCAUUUAUGCCCUCUGCUGGUAGAAUGGGGAUAAGGCAACAGUGCUGUUUAUCCAACAGGAGUAUAUUGCUGUUUGCUGAAUUGCUAAUUGCUUCACCCCCCCCAUUUUUCUACAGCCUUACAAAGGAUGAGUCAAAACGGCCAAAGUACAAGGAGCUCCUGGUAAGUUUGUCUUUCUAUGGUAGGACUUGAGCUGUUAUAUACCUUUUUGGAUUUCACUGUGUAUUGGCUGCUAUGUGGGAAACUGUAAAGCUUGAUCUAUACUGAACAAAAAUAUAAGCGCAACAUGCAAAAAAGGUCAAAGAUUUUACUGAGUUACAGGUCAUAUAAGGAAAUCUGUCAAUUUAAAUAAAGUAAUUAGGCCCUAAUCUAUGGAUUUCACAUGACUGGGAAUACAGAUAUGCAUGUGUUGGUCAGAGAUACCUUUUAAAAAAGAGUAGGGGCGUGGAUCAGAAAACUGGUGUGACCACCAUUUGCCUCAUGCAGCGCAACACAUCUCCUUCAGAGUUGUUGGCUGUUGAUUGUGGCCUGUGGAAUGUUGUCCAACUCCGAACUGCAGUCAGGUUAAGACCAUGGUGAGGACGACGAGCACGCAGAUAAGCUUCCCUGAAACAGUUUGUGCAGAAAUCCUUCGGUUGUGCAAACCCACAGUUUCAUCAGCUGUCCGGGUGGCUGGUCUCAGACAAUCCAGCAGGUGAAGAAGCCGGAUGUGGAGGUCCUGGGCUGGCGUGGUUACACGUACUGCCAAAUUCUCUAAAAUGAAGUUGGAGGAGGCUUAUGGUAGAGAAGUGAACAUUCAAUUCUCUGGCAACAGCUCUGGUGGACAUUCCUGCAGUCAGCAUUCCAAUUGCAUGCUCCCUCUACUUAAGACAUCUGUCAUUGUGCUGUGUGACAAACGUCACUUUUUAGUGGCCUUUUAUUGUCCCCAGCACAAGGUGCACCUGUGUAAUGAUCAUGCUGUUUAAUCAGCUUCUUGAUAUGCCACACCAGUCAGGUGGGUAUUUUUGUUCAGUAUAGUUUCUCAGUGGCCAUAUUGAACAUAUGUGACUGAGGUAAUGUUUUUGUCUCCUCCAGAAACACCCGUUCAUCCUGAUGUACGAAGAGAGGUUUGUGGAUGUGGCUAGCUACGUGUGUCGCAUCCUGGACCAGAUCCCAGCCUCCCCCAUCUCCCCCAUGUAUGUGGACUGACGGGGGGGGGGCACACCUUACACCGCGACACACAUGCCGGGGGGAAACAGUACACCGUGACACACGACGCAUGACAUCUUAGCCCUCAGAUGCACAGAGUUACUAUAGUAUCAGCUGUUUGUUUCCAUCUUCCAAAGAACACGAGAACAAUUCCAUAUAAAAAAUUAAUCGCCCUGUGCAAUACGAUAAUACACACUCACUCAUGCUUGUUCAAUGUCAAUUAAAAUAUCUAGAUUAUCCUCCCAUCUUCAGACAGCUAAACUUGAAGACAUUCAAUUGGCUCAACGUAUAUACAAUGUUCAUCUUUUUUGUGCUAGAAAAAUGGGUUAUAGUACAUAUACUGUAUGUGUAUAUGUACAGUGUGUGUGUAUGUGUGUAUAUAUUUAUAUUUACGCGCACAUAUACAUACACUUGAAAAUAGAUGUAAACAAAUACAGAAGUUACCAAAUAAACAUGUUGUUGGAAAGUGAUGCUCAUGACAUUAUGAACAAAAUAGUAUUCUAUUUGAAUUGUACAUUGUGGACUGUUUGUGUGCUCACUUCUAUGUCGUCAGAAAAUGUACAGAUGUAUGCAGACAGACUUGUCUAAGCGUGACACUCGUAUCACACAGUAUGUUAUGGGCACCUAUACUCAUUGUAAAUGAAUGGGUCUGAUGAUGCAAAAGUGUGAAACCCAAAUCGAUGGUGUUAAUGUGGCUUUAUUUUCUUAAUAUGCAAUUUACAGUAUGACUGUUUUCUGUCUCAUCGCAUAAUUCACGUUAAAAAAAAACAUCUAAAUGUUGUUCACUCUGCAAAAUGAAAAAUGUACAGUAGGAUUGUAAGACUCCACAAUUGUAUAUCUGUAUGUAUAUGUACAUCUCAAAACAGUCUGCUAUUAUACACCGGUUCUCUUCAGUAGUUAGUAGCGCGGAUGCACACGGCAAAGCCUGCUCAAGCAGUUAGAGUACAUCAUUCUCAACCUGCCACUACUAAGUGGAGCAACUUACAACCAGCCGCCAUGGUCCGAUCUGCAUGGCCACUAGCUAUUAAACCUCUCACUUUGCAGGGCGUCACGUUGAACAUGUCAUAUAUACAUUGAUUGCUUGACCAGGCCCGUGCUGUAUCGGUCUGUGGAAAAUAGUUCCUAACUCCCGCCUCGACAGUCACGUUAUACUAUAGCACUGUACAGUUCAUCUGCCCAUCCCUCCUGAUCAAAGAGCUGUAAGAGUUCAGUAAUAGAUCAGUCAGCAUGUUCUUCAGUGGCUCGGGCUGCUCGGAAUGAUACUCGAGCCUCGCACUAGAUGGAAUGUUCUGUUUCCCUCACUAACCCUUAGGCAUCACGUAGGGCGGAUCUCAAUAGUGUACUCUUUCUUUCGCUCAGAAAUCCACAUUCAGUGUAUAAUAAUGUAGCGAAGCAAAACGAACACACGAUGGAGUUAGCUAGUGAACCAAACUGUUGUGUGUAUGUGGCGUUGAGGAGGGAUGACACGGCAGGCGUUCAGCAUCGGCAUGUCAGCCGUGUUAAAUGACAACCAACCUGGGUUGUGCUUCACUAAGCACAGUCAAUGUGUUUGCCAGAUAACUUCGAUAAACUUUCAGAUGUAACUCCCAGGUUACUGUAUGUGAUAUCUUUAAGAACUAGAAAACGACAGUUGUUCCUGAAUGUUUAGGAAAGGUAGCUGGCUAUCUCAUUGAUUGUGCUUCAUGAAAUGCCCCCUUGGAAUUAUGUCAGGGGUCAGUACAGAAAUGUUGCUUACAUAUGCAACUGAUUCAGGAGCGUGGAACAUUACAGAACAUUCCGAUAGAAAAGUACUACAUAGACCUGACCUGAUUCCCUGUUAUGUGACGUAUGGAAUCGAGUUGGCUCUAUUCAUUCCAUUUCUAUCUGCAUUGUUCCAAAUGUUGCAUCCCUCUGGAAAAGCAUAUGCUCUUAUCAACUAAAGUUUGGGUGAGAAGAUUUUAUUGAUGGUGCACCGAUGUGUUCUAUGGAUGUGGGACACUUAUGGUUACCUGGUGAAUAUAUUAUCUUAUGGAGGGGUACAUGUUGUAUAAAUUGCAAUUUAUUAGAAUGUUGAUAUUAGAUUAUAAGAUGAUAAAUGGCAAUGAGUAUUAUAUUGUAUCUUUAUCAAGGGUUAAAAAAAUGAAUAAAGUUCACAUUGAGAAAAUACAAACGCUGUAUUGAGAAACUGGGUGAUCUGUCUGUCAUCAUAGAUAAAGGUACAACAUAGAAACGUUGAUUAUU
Messenger RNA from Coregonus sp. 'balchen', 13322 nucleotides. The record is from the annotation of a GenBank genome assembly. NCBI's taxonomy places the organism in Eukaryota, Metazoa, Chordata, Actinopteri, Salmoniformes, Salmonidae.